AUGGAGGAGUUUUUUCAGGAGGACGUGAUCUCGAUCCGGGACAUGGACAGCGAAAAGCUGGAGAGUAUCUUUGGUGCCACCGAGAAGAUCCUGCGGAUGCCGCCGGACUCGCGCCGGAAGAUUACCCUGGGAAGGACACUGGGCUACCUGUUCUUUGAGCCAAGCACUAGGACGCGGCUGAGCUUUCAGGCCGCAAUGGCAGCCACCGGCGGCACGUCCCUGGGAAUCGCCGAUGUGACGUCAUCGUCUACCCAGAAGGGCGAGAGCCUCGCAGAUACGGUGAGGAUCAUGUCCAUCUACUCUGAUGUCCUCGUCCUGCGGCAUCCAAGUGACGGCUCCAGCAGGUUUGCCGCCGAGGUCUCAGACAAGCCGGUCAUAAACGGGGGAAGCGGCACCGAAGAGCACCCCACCCAGGCAAUCCAGGAUCUGUUUACCAUCAAGAGGGAGAAGGGCAAGAUCGACGGGCUGAACAUCGGCAUAGUGGGAGAUCUCAAGUACGGAAGGACGGUCUACUCGCUGCUGUACGGGUUGGGAAACUAUGACGUCAAGAUCAAAAAGCGGCUCUCGUUUACCGAGUCUGCCAGCCUGGAGGACGUGAUCGACGAUCUUGAUGUGGUGUACGUUACAAGAAUACAGAAGGAGCGGUUUCCCGACGAGGAGGAGUACCUCAAGGUCAGGGGGAGCUAUGUGAUCGGCCUGGACAUGGUGAAGAGGAUGAAGAGCGGUGCCAUAAUCAUGCACCCGCUGCCUAGGCUUGAUGAGAUCUCCGCAGACAUCGACCGCUCCCGGAACGCCAAGUACUUCAAGCAGGCAGAGUACGGCAAGUACACCAGGGCCGCCCUGCUGGGGCUGAUCCUAAACAAGAACGGCUUUUAG
Messenger RNA from Geodia barretti, 876 nucleotides. The record is from the annotation of a GenBank genome assembly. Lineage: Eukaryota; Metazoa; Porifera; Demospongiae; Tetractinellida; Geodiidae.